CAGCGCCUAAGGACUAAAACUAGUAAAAGGAACCUUUUCUGGUUUUGAUUUCCCUUUGGCACUAAUAGGCUUCCGUCCGUCUUUUGAGGUGUUCUGCCAGCGGGGGACAGCUUUGAUCAUGAGCGAGCGUGUUUAGAUAAUAAAUGGGUAAUUGACGAAGCGCUCACGCGAAGCCUCAUGCCCUCCCGGUGAUUUAUGGAUCAGGAGGGGACACAGGCAUCUGACGAUUGUUUAAUUGGAACAAGACGACGGGCUUGUCUGGCCAGGGCUCGCCGCUGCGCGCUCACUCCCGCUGUACCCUCCCGUGCUGUACACGCGCGCUAAGGACAAUCUCAUCCACGGGACCAUGGCUCGUCUGUCUGUAGUGUUCGCGCUCCUACUCCUGGGAUCCUUGUGCGCGGGGUCACCCUUCCAAGUGGGGAAACUUCGCGGCCUUCUCAGAGCCCGACGGGACAGCUCUUCGGAGGGAGAAGCAAGCAAGGAAGUUCGGCAGGGUGUGAACUCAAUUCCUUCACGGACAGCAGGGCAGUCUGUCCCGUCACGUUACCCAUACCCAACGUAUCCACAGCCGUCCCCGCAGACGGCAUCCCGGCCAGCUCCCCAACCGUCCCCGCAAACGGCGUCGCGACCAGCUCCUCAACCGUCCCCGCAAACGGCAGCUCGACCAGCUCCACAACCGGUGCCGUACCCCUAUCCAUACCCACAACCGUCCCCACAAACGGCAGCUCGUCCAGUUCCACAACCAUCCCCGGCACAAACGGCGUCGCGACCAGCCCCACAACCGUCCCAGCCAAGGGUAUCGCCACCAGUUCGAUCGCCGGUGCGAGUACCAUACGUUAGCUACCCGUAUCCACAACCGUCCCCGCAAACGGCACCUCGCCCAGUUCCACAACCAUCCCCGGCACAAACGGCACCUCGCCCAGUUCCACAACCUGUGCCGUACCCCUACCCGUAUCCACGACCGGUCCCAGCGCCAGCACCUAUCCCAAGACCAGCCCCAGUGCCAGCACCUGUCCCAAGACCAGCCCCAGUGCCAGCACCUAUUCCAAGACCAGCCCCACAACCAGCUCCAGCGCCACAGCCGGUACCGUACCCCUACCCCUACCCGUAUCCACAACCCGCCCCAGCCCCGCGACCGGCCCCAGCGCCGCAACCGGUGCCGUACCCCUACCCGUAUCCACGACCGGCCCCAGUGCCGGCACCUGUCCCAAGGCCAGCCCCAGUGCCGGCACCUGUCCCAAGACCAGCCCCAGUACCGAGACCAGCCCCAGCGCCGCAACCUGCACCGUACCCCUACCCGUAUCCGUACCCACAACCAGCACCGGCGCCUAGGCCAGCUCCAGCGCCGCAACCGGUGCCGUACCCCUACCCGUACCCGUACCCAAGGCCAGCACCUGUCCCAAGACCAGCACCAGUCCCGGCACCUGUCCCAAGACCAGCACCUGUCCCAAGACCAGCGCCGGUACCAGUUCCAGCACCUGUCCCCGCACCUGCACCUGUCCCCGCACCUGCACCAGUCCAGCCACCUCUCUACUACCCAGGUGGCAGCUCCUGCCCUCCCACCUGCACGGACCAGUCCAACAACCCCGUGUGCGGCUCGGACGGGAGGAAGUACAAGAACUCCUGCUACCUUCAGAUCGCCGCCUGCGUCUCGGGACGAACAAUCACAGCCGCAGGAGCGCCGCCUUGCAAAGCCGCUGCCGCUCCCAAUCCCGGGCCUAGCCCAAAGCCUGAUCCCAAGCCUGCUCCAAAGCCUGCACCAAAGCCCACGCCAAAGCCUGCACCAAAGCCCACGCCAAAGCCUGCACCAAAGCCGGCAUCAAAUCCAAAUCCAAAACCUGAUCCAAGGCCGGACCCCAAGACCAAUUCUGGAGCACAGGUCGGAUGCACGAAUGAAGAGUUCAUGUGCACCAGCGGGACGCAGUGCGUCUAUCACAAGUACAGAUGUGACGGGGAGACCGACUGCAAGGACGGCACGGAUGAAGUCAGCUGCCCGACGCCGAACCCCUGCAUGUACAACCAGUUCCGGUGUAAGACUGACGGGAAGUGCAUCCCGAUCGUGUACCAGUGCGACAAGACCAAGGACUGCACAGACGGGUCGGACGAGGACGCUCCCUGUCCCGGCGCCCCCAAACCGACUCCAAAGCCUGCUCCAAAACCGACGCCAAAGCCUGCUCCAAAACCCACACCGAAACCUGCUCCAAAGCCCACAGCGAAGCCAACGCCCAAGCCGACACCAACAACCUGCUACGAGAAAUGCCACAAACACACAGCACAGUGUGACGCUUUAGAUAGAUGUGUGAACUGCCAGCACAACACGGAGGGGUACAAGUGUGAGCGGUGUAAGGCCGGGUACUGGGGAGACUCGACCACAGGCACGCCCCAGGACUGCCUACCCUACGCAGUGUAUGGCGGGAAGGUACCGACGUCAGGCGCCAAGCCGCAGCCGCCCUUGCCAUCCACAAAGUGUGACUGCAACAAGAACUCCGACAAGUGUGACCCACAAGGCAACUGUUUGGACUGCAAGAACAAUACGGAGGGAAAGAAGUGUGACCGCUGCAAGGCCGGGUUCAGAGGAGACGCCACCACGCAACAGACCUUCAGGUCAUCCGCACGGUGGAUCUCUAGACCCCAGAGAGCUUCUUCGGCAGAGACCGCAAACAAGUUACAAACGGGUCAGAGGGUACGACGGGGUUCUCGGGCCCCGGCGUUUUCCCAGCCGCCAGCAGAGGGUCUGAUGUGGUUUCCCGGGAAACGUUUCCGAUGUGGCGAAGACGGCUGCGACAAGGAUUUCCGCACCAUGCGCGGACUGGCCUAUCACUGGAGGUCUCACAACAAGCCCCUGAGAUACUACAGGUGCAAGAGGUGUGGCUUCCACAGCCCGGACAAGGUGCUGGCAGAUGUUCACAGGGCAGUCUUCCACAAACAUCCCCGCAAACACCGUAACGACAUCGGCACCAGCUCGACCUGCGCACGGGUCUGGUCCAGUUCGCGGCAUCCUGACAAAAGUGCUAGCAAGAAAAGUGCAGAGGACACCAGAUGCAGUGAUCCUGACUACAACGUCGGUAACAUUGUUCAUGUCACAGUGUGCGAAGAUAUGAACAACAACACCGAGAACAACACCUCUAAAGUGCCUUGUAAGUCCGACGACAUGGGCGUCCGUUUGGCUGUGUUCCUCGGCCUCCUGUUCACCACAUGUGCGGAGGACGAGUCGUCAGGCUCCUGGGUGUGGAAGCGGCUCUGGCAGCCCCACGUUGACGGCAUCUGCAGCGCCCUUUGCCCGCAGGACGAGGUGACCCCCUGCCCCACCACCCCUCCCGAGCCCACCCCGCCCAUCCCGCCGGAACCUACCGACUUCUGCCAAAAGAACCCGAAGACGCUGGCGUGUCAGCUAGUCGCCACGGAUCCUGAACUCGCCAUCCGAUUCUACAAGGAGAAUCAAUGGGCCUUCCUCCGGGAGGGCGCCCGGCACAAGGAGGACACCCCAACCGACCAGGACGUCGUGAUCUCCGAAGAACAAGAGCAAGAACAAGUACAAGUGCGGGACGAUGAAGAUAGAGCCGGUGCGAGGAAAAAGAUCCGGGAGUGGAAACAGGCGUGGGGAAGCGACCAGGACAGCGAGGGGAGCGACGGGAACGACGGAGUUAUUAUUCCUCAACCGGAAAUGACGUACGGUCACCGACGAUAUUCCAGCUGGUCCUCGUCCCGAUCGAUUGUGACAGCUCGUCCGGACGCCAUCGUCGGCGAAGGUGCGGUGAUCCGAGGGCAGUUCCGGCCCGUGACGGUGAAGAUGAACAUGAACGUGCGGCGGCGCGGCCAGGUGAUGCGGUCGACGUUCCGGACCCACCGGCGGGAGCAGGGGGAGACCGUGAUGCAGCCGGGUGGCGGCGAGCAGCAGGUCCAGCGGAGCGGGGAGACGGUGUGGCGGCGGCGGGAGGUACGGCGGAGGCAGGCCCGGCAGGCCCCGGUCACGGCGGGAGCCUGCAGAAGUCAGGGGAAGAUCACCACGCCCCGCAGGGUCAGGGUCGAUGGGAAGUGGCAGGACUUUGAACUGUACAGUUUCCAGGUCGGUCGGAGCGUGUUCCAGCGGUUCUACGCCGUGUCGUGUGUGGACAGGAAGCCCGUGACCCACUGUGACUGCGGAGGCGUCUGUCAGGACAAAUUCUCACAGUUCGUCGCCUUGCAGAUCUACAAGGAUGACAACAAUGACAUCAAAGUGCGCCCUCGGCUGGUGGAGGUACCGACUUGCUGCGAAACUCCACCAAUGAAGGUCAAUCUCGUCCUCAUCCUGACCAUGACAGGGUGGGUCAGAGGUCAGAUCACCCUACUAGGGGAGAGGCGGCGGGGAACGGUGGACAAAAUCUGCCGGACGUUCUGCCCCGACUGUUCCCCGUCUAUUCUCGGGGGAGCGACGUCGUCGUCGUUGGAAGCGACCGACUACUGCCGACGGAACCCGACCGCGCUCUCGUGCGAACUCGCCAGGCGUGACCCCGAGAGGGCGAUUCGCGUCUUUCAGGACAACCAGUGGGCUUUUAUCCGGGGUGGACCCUCGGACGAGGAAGAACCUGCCGAAAAUGAUAACUUUGCUGAACGGGAAGGAACGACGGUUGGUGGAGGGGGACAGGGGGGUUUCGUACCUGGAAGUUCGCGCUCCGGUGUAGCUGUAGGUGAAGUCGUAACUUUGAACCAACAGGAAGGCGGAGAAUUAACUUCAACCGUCCUCACGGGCACCGACGCGCAAGGAGGAAGACCUACGGGGGGUAGAGAUGGAGGAACUUUGGAAGAAGUGACCCGCGGCAACCCGGGCGGGGGAUCGUCCAGUGUUGUUGUGACAGGAGGAGGGUCGCAGGGGGUGGUUCUUUCUGAAGGGGGGUUGGAAGGAAGGGUUGUUAUUGGAGGGGGGUCCGAAGGAAGGGUUCUUACAGGAGGGGGGUCGGGAGGCAGAGUAGUGACUGGAGGGGGGUCCGAAGGGAGAGUACCAGAGAGGGUAGGGACGAGGUUCGGACCAGACCAGAGCCAUGCUAGGCACGCCCGCGCGGUGACCUGGAUGGACGUGUGCCGGACUCAGGGUACGCUGGUGACGCCGUCUCGCGUGUAUCUGAACGGCGCCUGGACAGACAUAGAGCUCUACAGUCUACAGGUACGGAGAAGUGUGUUCCAGCGGUUCUACGCCGUGAAGUGUGUGGAGAGCACUCCCACGGCCAACUGCCAGGGGGAGUGUCGGGACAAGCGCUCGCAGUUUCCCGCGCUGGAAAUAUACAAAGACGGCAACGACGACUUACAAGUUCGUCCCCGACUGGUGGACGUGACGACAUGCUGCCAACUGCUGAUCUCAGCGUAAAACACUUCCUCGGAAACCCGCUCGUCCAUACAUCAAACAAAUAAAAU
Molecule: messenger RNA, 5388 nt
Organism: Branchiostoma belcheri (Belcher's lancelet)
Lineage: Eukaryota; Metazoa; Chordata; Leptocardii; Amphioxiformes; Branchiostomatidae
Exons: 19
Coding region: 347-5341 (1664 amino acids)
Molecular function (GO): protein binding
Source: RefSeq, a predicted model, not a curated record